CCAGGAGCAAUACUGUUUAAGCUUUAAGGCAACUGCUAGCCGUUUACAACUGUGCAGUAACAAAAGCCGUGAACUUAUCUCUCUAGGCUCACUCUUCAUGCACCAUUGCCAUGGGACUCAUUCUAGGAUACUCAUUGAAGGGUCAUAUCUAUCGUUUGGUAUCACCUUACUAUCUACUGGAGAGAAACCUACUAUAUUUAUAGUGGUAAACAUAAACGGCAGUCUCUUUCCCUAUCAUGCCAGGUGAUGGGUAACCUUACAGUCUCUAUGCUCAACCCUCAACUUUUUAGACCAGGAAGUGCAGAGCUAAAGCGGGCCAAGAAACGCGAGGCACAGCGGAAAUAUCGACAUCAUCUUCGACAACAUAAGAAAGAGAAGGGUUCGAACAACUCUCGGCAGUUGGAAAAGACAAGGGACGAUGGGACUAGGAGUACAAGUAAUGAUGUCAACGAAAGUCCUAAAACGAUCGUGCCACAAGACCUAGACAUUAACGAUAAGAACGAGCCCAUUCCUCGCUCGCCCGCUCUAAAAGCCGAAAACGCACGGCAGCCACGUCAGCAGCACCCACCCCUCUCAGACGAUAACGAACAACGCGAUCAGCAAGCAAUCUCGACCUCAACUGCGGCACAGUUCGUGACUCCACAGCCCACCCAUCCUUUACCAGCAUCAUUUGAAGAUAUGUUCUCUAUGACUAGUUUGGCCAUCAUAGAAGGGGGGGUAGCAGAGCCAAUAGACGAUCAGCAACUUCCGGUAUAUCACACAGCUCUACUUGAUCUACCUAGUACUUUAGAUAAUCGUUGCGAUCUGUUUCCAACUCACCAUGCAAUGGACAGCACUACUCCGCGGAUAACACCGAAUACUCUAUGGGGGAAUUUUGAAGAUACCACUGAGCCGACUGAAUUAGGACAUAUAUUUCAAGACUCGAGUCAAAAAAUUAGACAGAUGUCUAUCCUACACGAUCCCAUGAUUGAUGAGAACGGUAGCAAGACCCAGGGUACUCAGAGACAAGCGACUUCUUCGCUUGCGUAUAGUCCAUUUACAACAGCAACAAACAAUCUACCCAGUCCAGCCCCAAGUCAAAAUGGAGAAGGACACCAGAAGAGGCCAUCGCAAGCUACAUCCACCGCAUCAGACUUCUCACCGUCAGCUCACAUGCCUGCCAUAAAACCCAUCGCCGUCAACACGGCGCCAGAGCUGCAAGGCUGUACACCCCUCUUUCAGGCCGUUCUGCUUUGCAAUCUGAAGAUUGUAGCGAUUCUGGUGGCUAGGGGAUGUAACAUCAACACUCUCAACGGGAUAGGACAGACCGUAUUGCAUGUGGCGGCACAGAACGGCCAUGUUGAAAUGGUUGAAUACUUAAUAACCUGUGGGAUAGACUUGGACCAUCAGGACAAUGGAGGAAACACCGCACUCCAUUUUGCAGUUAUAAAUGGGUAUGAAGGCAUCGUGGAGUUACUUGUCAGUGCGGGCGCGAAGAUGGAUAUCAUGAAUAAUUAGCUAGGAAUUGUAAUAACACUGUUAUUGACUUACCACGAACAUCUAUCGUGGCUAACUAUGACCUAAAUCGCUAAUAUCAGGCUACAAUUUGCGGUCCCAUCCCGGGUGAUUGUUCAACCCUUGGGUAGGUCAUUCUGGAGAUAGGGGAAGGUAUAAAGGUAUACCGGGUACCGCGGAUCUUUUGGCGGGCUAGCUGAUCAUCCAUGUGCUGCAGAGUCAUAUGCACAUGCCGCUCGAGCGAGCGUGCAGGGUCGCCAGUAUUUGGCUUCUGAACCCCAUGGUAACCACCAUAAGUACGCGCGGCAGCUCCGAAGGGCUCUUAAGCGUACCGGUAACGGCGCUGCUAUGGGCCUAGGCUAGGUAACUCGGUCCAUGUUCUUAUAGCCCAGGUAUUUCUCCUAUUUCGGGUAUCCAACAGCGCAGCGAAGACCUGGUGCCUAAAAUCUUGUUAACAAAUUCAAGCAGAUUGCCCGACCCUAACCACAUCUGUGUCAUCUGUACAGCGACAAUUGUUACACGUGUAACCUCUGUACCGGUUGAAGCAUGCAGUUCGCCUUGCACUUCGGCCGUACGAAGGACCAUUGCAGGCUGUUCAUGACCUU
Xylaria bambusicola is the source of this 2099-nucleotide messenger RNA. RefSeq lists its product as uncharacterized. Lineage: Eukaryota; Fungi; Ascomycota; Sordariomycetes; Xylariales; Xylariaceae. The transcript has 3 exons. The record is from RefSeq and is a predicted model, not a curated record. The coding region runs from base 247 to 1497 and encodes 416 amino acids. Gene Ontology annotation, molecular function: protein binding.